Molecule: messenger RNA, 862 nt
Organism: Clupea harengus (Atlantic herring)
Lineage: Eukaryota; Metazoa; Chordata; Actinopteri; Clupeiformes; Clupeidae
Exons: 2
Coding region: 5-862 (285 amino acids)
Biological process (GO): tRNA aminoacylation for protein translation
Cellular component (GO): cytoplasm
Molecular function (GO): ATP binding; hydrolase activity; aminoacyl-tRNA ligase activity
Source: RefSeq, a predicted model, not a curated record
CAGGAUGGCACUGCAUGACUACCCCAUACCAGACCUGGACACAACCUUGCAGGAAGCUGGCCGGGUCCUCCAACUCACUCUGAGCCCUGACUUGUACAUGCAGUACAAAAAUGCCCUUUCCCAGCAGAGGGAGAUCCUACAGGAGGCCCAGAGGAAGCUGUCCGACGCUGGUUCCGGUCGUGAGAACUGGGUGACAGAGCAGUUCAAAAGCCGGCUACUGUCCUGUAGUGAUCCGUUGCCCACCUCCACCGCCAUCCCCACAGUCCUGCCUCAGUCGAGGGCCUGGAAAGACGACACACACCUGGGGAGGGCAGCAGCACUGGUGUGGGCCAUGGCCAAGCUGUACAGCGAGCCCUGGCUGGUCGAGCGAGACGUGCCAAUGGAGCGCACACAACAGUCAGAAGUGUUUGCUGCCAGCCGACUCCCUGGAAAGAAACAAGAUGAGAUUAAGCUGUACCCAGAUAGUCUUCACGCCAUCCUUACCUGCCGAGCGGGGGCGUUUCCCAUACAGAUUCUGCAUAGGCCCAGUCCAGGGGGUCCUCUCACAGCCCUCUCCCUGGGGAACAUAUACGAUCAAUUAGAGCACAGCAGUAACCAGCCUGCUGCGGGCGCAGACAAGGACGCCUCCGCUAUCUGUGGCUUCUCCUCCCUGCCCCGUAGAGAAUGGUAUGAUGUUAGGGAAAAGGUCCUGAAGAGGGGAGGGCCCACCGCUGGAUCCCUGGACCUCAUGGAGAGUGCCAUACUGGCGGUCUCUCUCGAAGACGGACCAGCGCCAUCUGACGUGGCAAGCACCCUCAAUGCCAUCAGACUCGGGGGCAGAGGGUGGAGUUGCUUGAGGCAUUAUGACAAGGUCAGUAAAUGA